Gryllus bimaculatus (two-spotted cricket) is the source of this 1704-nucleotide messenger RNA. The record is from the annotation of a GenBank genome assembly. Lineage: Eukaryota; Metazoa; Arthropoda; Insecta; Orthoptera; Gryllidae.
AUGUUAACUUCCUAUAGGAAUAUUUGGGUGUUGGAAAUAUCUGCUGCGCCCAGAGAGAGGAUUGGAGUACCAAAUGUAAAGUUACUUGGCAAUAUUCACGGCAAUGAACCUCUAGGAAAAGAAAUGAUACUUUUGCUGGCAGAGUACUUACUUUCACAUUACACCUCAAAUAGAAGAGUCCAAUGGCUUUUGAAUAAUACUAGGAUUCACCUUUUGCCAAGUGCAAAUCCAGAUGGUUUUGAGAAAGCUUCUGUGAGCUGCGGUGAACUAAAUAAUAUUCGAGACGUGGAUCUGAAUUCUAAUUUUCCUGACAUUUUUGAAAGUAACGAUAUACCAAGACAGGAAGAAACUAAAGCAAUUAUGAAAUGGCUACAUGAUAUCCCAUUUGUACUCUCUGGAAGUAUACAUACCAGUGCUCUUGUUGUUACUUACCCUUACGAUAGUAAACCAUACAAUAUUACAGAAGGACCUUCACUGACUCCAGAUGAUGAUACAUUUAAGUAUCUGGCAUCAGUUUAUGCAUCUACACAUCCACGAAUGCACAAGGAGGCACAAUGUCCCACAAUUAAGAAAAAGUUCGCAAAUGGGACAAUUAAUGGAGCAGAAUGGUUAAGCAAAAAAGGUACAAUGCAAGAUUUUAAUUAUGUUAUCCAUGGUUGCAUGGAAUUAUCUCUCGUCAUAUCUUGUUGUCGAUACCCACAUCCUGCAGAUUUAUCAAUAUAUUGGAAAGAUAACAGAGAGCCUAUGUUAAAAUUUUUAAGUCAAGUGCACAUGGGAGUUCAAGGUUUAAUAUUAAAUGGAAUAACAAAUUUAACUAUUGCACAUGCAAAACUAAUGAUUGUUGGAAGAAACAUUACAUUUAGCAGUACAAAAUAUGGAGAAUAUUGGAGAAUUUUGUUACCUGGAAAAUACAAAAUUCAGGCUUCUGUUGAAGGUUAUCAAACCAAAAUAAUGGACUUUGAAGUGAAAGAGAGUCUUCUUGAUGAAUUGCACAUGACAUGGUUAAACAUUACAAUGACCCCAUGUCCUAGUGAUGAAUAUUAUAAAUUGAGAAAAGAAAUCUGUAUGCCAGUUACACCCUCUGACAAAAUAUCAAACAAUAAGGCAAAAAAGGAGCAUUAUGGAAAUGAAAAUCAAACAGAAUCAUUUCAAAUUGACCAUCAGAUUACACUGCCAACAUUGCAUGGAACUAAAGGAGAUUUUCUAGGUCAAACUAAUCAAAGAAUGCAGUCACUUGCAGACAAUGCAUCUCCCAAGAGCCUUAACUGGAGGGUUGUAAAUCUGAUGACAGGAAUAUAUCUGAACCAAGUUACUUCUCACUUGUGGAAAAUUUCUUCAUAACAAUCUGCAUGCUUUUCAAUUACAUAAGACAAUCUUGCUUUUAAACUGUCAUUUAAAAUUUUUGUACGAAGUGUACAAAGAAAAGAUUAAACAUGUUCCUAGUAUUCUAGUUAAAUAAUUAAAGACUUUGUAAAUAUAAUUAAAAUAAAAUAUCCAAUCAAAGUAUUGCAACAACAUUGCUUCUUUAACUUUUUGUAUUGUUGAUCACUGAAAUAUAUAUUUUAUUAUAGCACCUGUGUAUUUCUUUUAGAAUAUUUGGUAAACUAGAACAGAGAGAAUAAAAAGCAACUUCUUUGUUUUAAUUUAACUAUACAAAGUGCACAUACACAUUAACUCUGAUCUUAUGGGACUAUAAAAGUCCCA